UUUUUUUUUUUUUGAGACGGUCUCACUUUGUCACUCAGGCUGAAGUGCAGUGGUGUGAUCUCGGCUCACUGCAACCUCCGUCUUCCCAGUUCAAGCGAUUCUCCCAUCUCAGACUCCCAAGUAGCUGGGAUUAUAGGCAUGCACCACCACGCCUGGCCAAUUUUUUUUUUUUUUUUUUUCAGUAGAGAUGGGGUUUCACCAUGUUGGCCAGGCUGGUCACAAACUCCUGACCUCAAGUGAUCCACCUGCCUUGGCCUCCCAAAGUGCUGGGAUUAUAGGCAUGAGCCACCACGCCUGACCUAAAAUUUUGUUAUCUUAAAUAACUGAAAUUCUAUACCAUUGAACAGCAACUCCCCAUUUUCCUACCCCCUGUCAACCCACAUUCUGCUUUCUGUUUCUAUGAGUUUGACUGCUUUAUAUACCUCAUAUAAGUGGAGUCAUGCAGUAUUUGCUUUUCUGUGACUGGCUUAUUUCACUUAGCACAAUGUCCUUAAGGUUUUUCCAUGUUGUAGCUAUGACAGGAUUUUCUUUUCUAAGGCUGAAUAAUAUUCUUCAAUAUGUACAUACCACAUUUUCUUUAUCCAUUAAUUUGUAGAUAGACAUUUAUGUUGUUUCUACCUCUUGACUAUUAUAAAUAAUGCUUCAAUGAAUGUGAGUGUGCAGACAUCUCUUUGACCCUCUUUUAUCAGUUCUUCUGGAUAAAUACCUAGAAGUGAGAUGCUGGAUUAUAUAGUAGUUCUAUUUUUAUUAUUUUUAUUUUUUGAGACAGGGUCUCGUUCUGUCACCCAUGCUGGAGUGCAGGGCUGCGAUCAUGGCUCACUGCCCUCGACCUCUUGAGCUUAAGUAGUCCUCCUACCUCAGCCCCAUGAGUCACAUAUGUGUUGUACAUAUGGAGCCUAACUUUGUUGCCCAGGCUGGUCUUGAACUCCUGGACUCAACUGUUCCUCCUGCCUCGGCCUCCUAAAGUGCUAAGAUAACAGGCGUGAGCCACACACUGUGUGUGGCCGGUCGUUCUAUUUUUAAUUUUUUGAGGAACCCCCAUAGUAUUUUCCACAGCAGCUAUACUGUUUCACGUUUUCAUCAACAGUACACAAGAGUUUCAGUUUCUCCACAUCCAUAAGUGCUGAUCAUGUUCAUAAUACUAACAUGAAGUAAGAAAUAAAUGAGACAAGGUCCUUGCCUUCGAGAAAUCUCCAUUUCUUCCUCCUGAAAGGCUCUUCCCUUUUAUCUUCAUUUGACUAACUCUUUUUCAUGGUGUUUCAACUCAAAUGCUAUGUUGUCAACAAAGCCUCUCCUGGUUUCACAGCCUAAGUUCACCCCCAUAUUGUAAGAUGUCAUAGCACUCUGUCUUCUGUACACUUAGUGUAGAUGUAAUUUACAGAAUUAGGUGAGGUCAGGGAAAAUGUUGGUUUUUUUGUUCAGUCCACUUAGCUGAGAACAAUCCAUGGCACAAAGCAGCUAUAUAAUGAAUGUGUAACUUUGCAUUAUGAAAUGUAUUGCACAUUUUUUGACGAUUACAUAACACAUUAUUUUAUUAAAUAAUAAAAUGAACACCCAGGUACCCGACCUUUCAUUUAAGAAAUAGAACAUUACUAGUACUGUAAAAUCCUCCUGUAUACCCCUCUUGACAUUUGUGUUAUUCUUUUGCUUUCUUUAUAGUUUUAUCAUUAUGAGUGCAUUUUGUCAGUAUGACUGUAUUCCAAGGAAAUAUCUGGUUGAGUUUGAAAAAAAUUGAGUGGCAAGCACAAACCCAGCUGUGUAAGAUAGCAUAAAUAUCGCUAUUAUUAAAAGAAGUCUCCCAGAAGAAAAGUUGAACAGAGUCUCUGGGUUAUGGUAUGCUUCUUUAUACCUGAAAGGUUUUAAGACUCCCUUUGGAGAUGUUUGUGGGCAAGGUCAAGAGUGAAUUGUGUAAAACAGAGUUUACCACUUUCAGGGCUUCUGGCAAGAUUGUAAUGUGAUAAAAUAUUGGAUAUCUAACAUAUGGAACAGACUGAUUUGCAUCUAAACUUAACAUUGCCCUCCUCCAACUCUCAGGAGCAGGCCAAAGCAGAAAACUUCAGUGAAGUGAAAAUAGUAUCGUCAGAUGAUCUAGGCUAGAAACUUCAUUAGUACACCUUCAAAUAAGCCAAGCACUGAAAAGAAAUUUAGCCAAGCUUUUAAUCUGUCCUCAGGUUAAAGUUGGUACCCUAGCAGCAGGGAUGUUAACAUAUCUUUUAUGGCACACAAAUCCGAACUACAUGGUCACUGUAGAUUAUCUAAGGAAGAGGAUCUGUUUGGGAUCUUCCUUCACCAUCUUCCUAGGCAUUCCCUUUGCAUCUCUUCUAUGUUGAAUCUCUUAUUUCCUAACAUCUGUUUUUUCUCUUUCUUGGUUUAUUCUCUCAGUUUCAUAGAGCCUAUAAAUAGUUAACUUGUUGAGAAAAGUGGCAUGGGAAAUAAAUAUUUUGAAGCCUUCAGCAUCUAAAAAUCUUUUCAUUCUACCCUUAACAGUUAUUUGGAAGUUCAGCUAAGUAUAGAAUGCUAGGUUGGAAACCUUUUUUCUUCGGAAUCUUGAAAAUAUUACUCCAUUAUCUUUUGGUUUGCAGCAUUGCUAUUAAGAGUUCCAAAGCCAUACUGAUUACUAAUCUUAUUUUUUUUCUCCAAAAAAAAUAAAUGACUGAUUUUUAAUCUUCUAUGUGACCUUUUUCCCCUUUCAAGAAUCUGGUAGAAUAUCCUCUUGGUAACUGGGGUUCUGAUGGCACAUAAUGCUGUACCUUGGGUCUUUGAGUACUUCAGUUCUGAGAAAUUUCUUAAUUUGUUAAUAAUUAUCUCCCAUCUGUUUUCUUUGUUGUUUCUUUUUGGAACUUCUUUUGUUUAUAAGGUGGAUCAUCUUUACUGGCUUUCUUAAGUUUUAGUUUUUUCUUCUCCUUUUUCCCGUUCUCUUCUUGGCUCUACUAUAUUUCUUCACCUUUAUUUUUAACCCUUUUUUGAGCUAUUUGCUUUUGUGCUUUCUAUCUUUUACUCUCUUAUUCUCUCCCACUCCCUUUCUCCUUCUUUUCUCCUUUUCUUCUCUCCUUCACUCUCUCUCAUCGCUUCUCUCUUCAUUUUAAAAUCCAAGUGCUCUUUUGUCUGAGUGUUCCUUUGCUAUAACAAUGUUUUCCUGUUUCAUGAAUGUAAUAUCUUCUCUAAGAACAAUAUUCUUCUUUUUUAAAAAAAAUUUUCCUAUGUUACUUUUUUUCUCUUUGUUUUAGUCUCUAACUUAAACAUGUUAAAAGUUUCCUUCUGUUAUUUGAUAGGCCUCAGUUGUCUAAACAUGACUGAAAGGAAGGCUGAUGGGAAAUUCUGAGAGCCUGCAGGGGACUUGUCUGAGCCUCAUUUUAGGGCGAUGGUGAGCCAUUUGUCUAAGGAAUCUUUGAAGUCAGUAUUGAUAGUUAUUUUUCAUUGAAUUCAUUAGAUUCCCCAUGUCAAGAACUGUGAAGAAUCUGAGAUUAUGCUGUAUAUAUCAUUGAGAAUUCUUCUCUAUGGUUUCUCAUGUUUCUGAGAAGAGAGAAACAUUUUAUGAGCAGAGACACUGAAAGCCUUCUGUUUAAAAAGACCAUCUUUUUAAGGAUAUGUGUGCAAUGAACAGCUUUGGAAGUUAUAGACAGUGUCUCUGUCUAGAACAUACAGUACAUUUAUUUACUUUCCAGUAUAAUGGACAGUGCAAAAGUUACAUAGGUUUUCUUAUAGCUACCCUUAUAAAAGAUAGAGGUUUCCUAAGCUUAGGGUUCCUCAAUUGUGACUAAAAACCCACCACAUACAUGGUAUCCACCUGGCCUGCCUCCAUGUCACUCUCAUGGGACUUGGAAGAGUGAAUACAAGGGAAACUAACAUGAACAAGAAGCUCAUGCUGCUUGCUAUGCUGUGCAUAAUCAAACCUUUUGUCUUUGACCCAAGAGUCUUGUGUCUUCUGCCAACAUAUAUGAAACUGUGGCAGACUAGCUUGUUAGGUUGCAAGUUUGGUAAAAUCUAAGAUUUUACAGUUCUUGAAAUGCCAUAGAAGACUCUUGUCUGUCUCCUUCCUAGAGAGUAAGAAUCUAGCUGACAGCCUUCUAGGAGCCCAGUAGAGAACAAUUCUGGAAUCGCUGCACUUAGUAUUCAAUAUGCCUAUGCUCGUAUAUUCAUGCUCUCUCAGUUUUGCCAGGUGAUUUUUAGUACAGAGGACUUUUAUUCUCUUCAGAGAAUAAACUUCCAGACUUCUGCUAGGGUGAAGGAGGGGACAGCGACCUAGUGGCCUGUAGUAGGGGAAAGAACACAGGAAUCAGUUUUCUUCUUUGCUGAUAGGUUCCCUUCUCAAGAAAGCAUUGCCUGGCUUUUCUGUUUAAAAUUGCUAUCUUUCUUAUCCCUCUUUUCCUUUCUUUAUUUUUCUCCGUAGCACUCAAUACUUAUAACUUUCAAAUGUAUUCUAUCAUUUACUUACUAUAUUUAUUCUCUAUCACACCACUCCAUUAGGAUGUAAGCUCUAUGAGGUCGGAGAUUUUUAUCUCUUUCAUUUUACUGUGUAUCCCAAACACCUAGAGAAUACCUGAUACAUAAUAAGUAUUCAGUAAAUAUUUGUUGAUCGGGUGAGUGAAUGAAUGACUAGGAAGUUGCACAUCUGUUGCCUGUUGCUUCUGGUUUGAGAAUAAAAUUAAGACGAAGUUUAUUAUAUGUAAGUCACUGGUAUUUCUUUUUUAAAGCUUAAAAUAUUGAUGUCAGUUGAGGAUAUAGGCAACUUUCACUGAAAUCAUUCACAGCAAUUUAGAAUUACUGAUUUUGUAUACAACUUCUUAUCUGGCAUGAGAAUUCCUUUAGAGCAUUCCUAAAGGCAGCCUUCUUUCUUCUGUCAGAUCAUUUUUAGUAUUGUUGGUAGAACCAGUGGGUUUACUGAAGAAUUGGUUGUGAGGCAUAGAAAACAAGAAUGAAUAAAAUUCACAGAUCUAGUAAAUGGCAGAACCAGGACUAAAACCUAGCCAGUCUGGCUUCACAAUCUAUGUUCCUAACCACUGCACUGUGCUGCUUCUUGAUGAGAAAAAAACAGCACCCCCACCCCCCGCAAAAAAAAAAGAGACGAAAAAGGGGUGGCCCGUGAGGUAGGAGUAGAACUAGAAGAGUGUGAUGUCAAGAAAGCUACAUUUAAGAAGUGUAUCAAGAAUGAGAGGAUGGGCAACAUAAUGAGACCUCAUCUCUACAAAAAAUAAAAAAUAAAUUAGCUUGGCUGAGGUGAGAGGAUCGCUUGAGCCCUGGAGGUCAAGACUGCACUGAGCCAAGAUAAGUACCACUGCACUAUAGCCUGGGCACAGAGUAAGACUCUGUCUCAAAAAAAAGUAGAAAAAAAAAAAAACCAAAAGAACAAGAAUGAGAGAAUGCAUAUUAUAUGAUGGAUCAUAGUAUCUAUGUUAGAUACUGAUUAUAAGUCAAGUAAGAUGAGGUUUGAGAGUUGACCUUUGGAUUUGGCAAAGGAGAAAUCAGUGGUUUUGAUAAGAACAGUUAUAUGGGCUAAAGUCUGAUUGGAGUAUGAAUUAUUGUUGUGUAAAAAUUUAUCCCACAACUUAGUUUAAAACAGCAAACAUUAUCUCACAGUUUCUGUGUGUCAGAAAUUUAGCUGCAUGCCUCUGACUCAGGAUCUCUCAUUAGGUUAUAGUCAAUUACUUCUGCUGUAUUCACACAAAUCCUACUAUUACUUCUUUUUUUUUGGAGAUGGAGUUUCACCCUGUUGCCCAAGCUGGAGUGCAGUGGCACAAUCUCGGCUCACUCUGCAACCUCCGCCUCCCAGGUUCAAGCAGUUCUCCUGCCUCAGCCUCCUAAAUAGCUGGGAUUACAGGUGGCCGCCACCACACCCACCUAAUUUUUGUAUUUUUACUAGAGACAGGAUUUCGCCAUGUUGGCCAGGCUGGUUUCAAACUCCUGACCUCGAGUGAUCUGCCCGCCUCAGCCUCCCAAAGUGUUGGAAUUACAGGCGUGAGCCACUGCGCCCAGUCCCUACUAUCACUUCUAUCACAUAGAUCAACCCUGGUCCUUUCUAGGAGAUUGUGCAAUAGUGUGAAUACCAGGAAGAGAAUCAUUGGAGGCCAUUUUAGAGGCUGGCUAUCACACAGUGAGCUGAAGAGAGAAUGGGAGAUGAAUCAAACACACUAAAUAGCAAAGACUUUUGAGUUUUGCCUGAAAGGAGAGCAGAGAAAUAGGGAGUUUGUCUAGGUGCAUCUGCAGGUAGAUCCUGUAGUAGAGCUUAUAGAACUUCUGAUUAUUUUUAUUUUCUCAUGAAAUAAGAAACAAAUUUAUCAGUGAGACUGAAGGCUAGGUUUGAGGAGAGAAAAUAAUUUAUGAAAUAGUCAUCUAAGAAUAUGGGGAUAAAAUGGAUUUGGAAAAUACAGUAUGAUUGCUAGGCAGCACUAAAGACCCACUUGAAAUUAACGGUCAUGAAUUUAAAGUAUAGCCAGUCAAGAUAGCUGUUUAUUUUUCUCCAGGCACGUUCAGUUUGUGGGUACAAGUAUGGAUUGGGCAGAGACCUGGAGUUGGGAUUUAUCCAGGUCAAUAUGACAAAGCAAGGGUAGCAUAUAUCCUUAAUAGGUUAUAUGCAAGAGUGUAUUAUAAUGAUGGAUCAUAGGAUUUAAGAUGGGUAAGGAAAAAAGGAAUUAAGAGAAAGUAAGGGGAUAAUGAAAAGGAGUAGGGUGCAUGGAGUCUACUCCUAAAUGUGGUCAAAGGAUUAUUGAAUUUGUGGUCUUAGAGGGCAUGAACUAGAAAGACAGGUGGAAGUAUGGGAGGAGAGGUUGAUUGAAAUUCACAUUACAACAAACAUUACACAUGUUCUCACUUAUGAGUGGGAGCUAAAUAAUGAGAACACAUGAAUACAUCCGGGGGAACGACACACCCUGGGGCCUGUUGGAGGAUAGGGGGUGGGAGAAGGGAGAGGAUCAGGAAGAAUACCUAGUGGAUGCUGGGCCUGAUAACUGUGGGAUGGGAUGAUCUGUGCAGCAAACCACCAUGCACACAUUUGCCAGUGUAACAGACCUGCACAUCCUGCACAUGUACCCUUGAACUUAAAAGUUGGAAAUUUAAAAAAAGAAAUUCAAAUUACAGAUGGAUUGCAGUCAUUGGUAAUAUAAAAGUCUGGAGAAUGAUCACAGGAGUGAGGAGCUGAGGAGGGUUAGAGAGCAAGAAUGCUUAAAAAGAGGAGAAAAGGAACCCAGGAGAUCAAAGAUUAGGUUUACCUACAUAGCUAUUGAGUUCACCAACAGUUAUGGCUAGACUAGUUUUUGAAAAAGUGAUCUUAAAUUAGGAAAUAAAGCCUUCAAGAAAUGAAGGCUUCCCAGGGUUUAUAGAGUACAAAAAUGAGCAAGAUAGUGAGUGGUACUGUACUGUCUGAUCACAGGAGAUUCAAAGCCAGUGGUAUAAGUGGUUUUAGGGAGGAGAGACAAAGAAUGUCUCAAAGCAUCAGUAAGCAACAAAAAAGCUCCAGACCCAGUGGUAGAAGUUACAUGGAAGUAUUGAGAGAGAUGCGGCAUCUUCAGGGAAGAGCAAUAAAGAAACCUUUGUUUCUUUAGGCAGUGGAUUCUCACCUCACAUUACCUGGGUGCUCUCAACAAAAUUUACUUUCAUUGAGGAGAAUUUCUUUCCCUUCUCAGCUCUUUAACAUACUCAGAAGUUGAGUUUCUGGUCUGCUUGGUUUCCCUGUAUGACUUUAGCCUUUCCAGCCUCAGUUCAUGAUUCUCUAAUUUGCAGUAAAACAUUUCAAAUUUUGUACAAAAAUGAAGAGGUUGUUUUAAAUGAUGUUAUGAUCUUCAAAGUAAAAAUGCUAUUGGAUGAAAGAAAGAUUGAAGAAACCCUUGAGGAAAUGAAUUUUCUAUUAUCCUUGGAUCUACACUUCACAGAUGGAGAUUAUUCGGCAGAUGAUCUGAAUGCCUUGCAACUAAUAAGUAGCCGAACAUUGAAGCUGCACUUUAGCCCCCAUAGAGGCCUUCAUCAUCAUGUUAAUGUUAUGUUUGAUUACUUCCACCUUUCUGUUGUGUCUGUUACAGUUCAUGCAUCAUUGGUUGCACUACACCAGCCACUAAUAAGCUUUCCUCGCCCUGUGAAGACAACUUGGUUAAAUAGAAAUGCACCAGCACAAAACAAAGAUUCCGUGAUUCCUACUCUUGAAAGUGUGGUCUUUGGUAUUAACUACACAAAACAGUUAUCACCAGAUGGUUGUAGCUUCAUCAUUGCAGACUCCUUCCUACAUCAUGCCUAUCGUUUUCAUUAUACACUUUGUGCCACUUUGCUGCUAGCCUUCAAGGGAUUGCACAGCUACUUCAUUACAGUAACAGAAGAGAUUCCUUCUUGUCAGAAACUAGAACUGGCCAAGGCCAACAUGCAGCUCCUAUAUGAGCGUCUUCUCAGAAGAAAACAGCUACGAACACAGAAAGACAACCAUCUAGAGGAAAUGGAUGUAGAAGCUCGACUUACUGAACUAUGUGAAGAAGUUAAGAAAAUAGAGAAUCCUGAUGAACUGGCAGAACUUAUAAAUAUGAAUCUUGCGCAACUUUGCUCACUUUUGAUGGCUUUAUGGGGACAGUUUCUGGAAGUUAUAACGCUACACGAAGAACUAAGAAUAUUAUUAGCACAAGAGCACCAUACUUUGAGGGUACGCAGAUUUUCUGAGGCAUUCUUUUGUUUUGAGCAUCCAAGAGAAGCUGCCAUUGCAUACCAGGAACUUCAUGCUCAGAGUCAUCUACAGAUGUGCACCGCUAUCAAAAAUACUUCCUUCUGCAGUUCUCUUCCACCCUUACCUAUUGAAUGUAGUGAAUUAGAUGGAGAUCUCAAUUCAUUACCUAUAAUCUUUGAAGAUAGGUAUUUAGAUUCAGUUACUGAAGACUUAGAUGCACCCUGGAUGGGAAUUCAGAAUCUUCAGAGAUCAGAGUCCAGUAAAAUGGAUAAAUAUGAGACUGAAGAAAGCUCUGUAGCAGGACUUUCUAGCCCAGAGUUGAAAGUCAGACCUGCUGGUGCCUCCAGUAUUUGGUAUACAGAAGGUGAAAAGCAGCUAACAAAAUCUCUAAGAGGAAAGAAUGAAGAAUCAAAUAAAUCCAAAGUUAAGGUUACUAAGCUUAUGAAAACAAUGAAAUCUGAAAACACAAAAAAAUUAAUAAAACAGAACUCUAAGGAUUCUGUGGUUUUGGUAGGCUACAAAUGUUUGAAAAGUACAGCAUCAAAUGAUCUCACUAAAUGCUUUGAAGGCAAUCCUUCACAUAGUCAGAAGGAAGGUCUGGAUCCCACAAUAUGUGGAUAUAAUUUUGACCCAAAGACCUACAUGAGACAGACAAGUCAAAAGGAAGCUAGCUGUUUGCCAGCUAAUACAGAGAGAACUGAACAAAAGUCUCCAGAUAUUGAAAAUAUGCAACCAGACAAGUUUGAUCCUUUGAACUCUGGCAACCUAAAUCUUUGUGCAAAUUUGUCCAUUUCAGGUAAACUUGAUAUCUCCCAGGACAAUAGUGAAGUUACACAAAUGGAACACAAUCUGGCAUCCAGAAGGUCAUCAGACGAUUGCCAUGAUCAUCAAACAACCCCAUCUUUGGGAGUUAGAACAAUUGAAAUAAAGCCCAGUAAUAAAGAUCCUUUCAGUGGAGAGAAAAUAACUGUCAAACUAGGACCUUGGACAGAGCUUCGACAAGAAGAAAUACUUGUGGAUAAUUUACUACCCAACUUUGAGUCCUUAGAAUCUAAUGGUAAAUCUAAAUCUAUAGAAAUAACAUAUGAAAAGGAAGCUUUGCAAGAAGCAAAGUGUCUUUCUAUUGGAGAAUCAUUAACUAAAUUAAGAAGUAAUCUACCUGCCCCUUCUACAAAAGAAUAUCAUGUUGUAGUAAGUGGAGAAACAAUUAAGUUACCAGAUAUUAAUGCCACAUAUGCCUCAUCUAGAUUUUCAGAUUCAGGUGUUGAAAGUGAACCAAGUUCUUUUGCGACACAUCCAAACACUGAUUUAGUCUUUGAAACUGUGCAAGGUCAAGGUCCUUGCAAUAGUGAAAGAUUAUUUCCUCAGCUUUUGAUGAAACCUGAUUAUAAUGUAAAAUUUUCAUUAGGAAAUCAUUGUACUGAGAGUACAAGUGCUAUAAGUGAAAUACAGUCAUCUUUGACAUCCAUAAACUCUCUACCCUCCGAUGAUGAACUGUCACCUGAUGAAAAUUCUAAGAAAUCUGUUGUACCUGAAUGCCAUCUAAAUGAUAGCAAAACUGUAUUAAAUCUAGGAACGACUGAUUUGCCAAAAUGUGAUGAUACUAAAAAGUCAAGUAUCACUUUGCAACAGCAGAGUGUUGUAUUUUCAGGGAACUUGGACAAUGAAACUGUAGCAAUACAUUCCUUAAAUUCAAGCAUUAAAGACCCUUUACAAUUUGUUUUUUCAGAUGAAGAUACUUCCAGUGAUGUGAAAAGUAGUUGCAGCUCCCAACCUAACUUGGAUACUAUGUGUAAAGGCUUCCAGAGUCCUGAUAAAUCUAAUAACUCUACAGGGACAGCAAUUACAUUAAAUUCGAAACUGAUUUGUUUAGGCACUCCUUGUGUCAUUUCAGGUUCCAUUUCUACUAAUACAGAUGUUAGUGAAGAUAGAACUAUGAAAAAAAAUAGUGAUGUAUUAAAUCUCACACAGAUGUAUUCAGAAAUCCCUACAGUUGAAAGUGAAACUCAUCUGGGUACAAGUGAUCCUUUUUCAGCCAGUACUGAUAUAGUAAAGCAAGGGCUUGUGGAAAAUUAUUUUGGUUCUCAAAGCAGUACAGAUAUUUCUGACACAUGUGCUGUUAGCUACAGCAAUGCACUUAGCCCUCAGAAGGAAACUUCUGAAAAAGAAAUUAGUAAUCUUCAGCAGGAACAGGAUAAAGAGGAUGAGGAGGAAGAGCAGGAUCAACAAAUGGUUCAAAAUGGGUACUAUGAAGAAACAGAUUAUUCAGCUUUGGAUGGAACAAUAAAUGCUCACUAUACAAGCAGAGAUGAACUAAUGGAAGAAAGACUUACAAAAUCUGAAAAAAUAAACAGUGACUAUCUGAGAGAUGGUAUAAAUAUGCCUACUGUCUGUACUUCUGGUUGUUUGUCCUUCCCGACUGCACCACGAGAGUCUCCUUGUAAUGUUAAAUAUUCUUCCAAAAGUAAAUUUGAUGCCAUUACAAAGCAGCCAAGCAGUACUUCUUACAACUUCACUUCUUCGAUUUCCUGGUAUGAAAGUUCACCAAAACCUCAAAUACAAGCCUUCCUUCAGGCAAAAGAAGAACUGAAGCUACUAAAACUUCCUGGGUUCAUGUACAGUGAAGUUCCUCUGCUGGCAUCCUCAGUACCUUAUUUUAGCGUAGAAGAAGAGGAUGGUUCUGAAGAUGGAGUACAUCUGAUUGUCUGUGUGCAUGGUUUAGAUGGAAACAGUGCAGAUCUCCGAUUAGUAAAAACUUACAUUGAACUUGGACUGCCUGGGGGAAGAAUUGAUUUUCUUAUGUCUGAGAGAAAUCAGAAUGAUACUUUUGCUGAUUUUGAUAGCAUGACUGAUCGUCUUUUGGAUGAGAUAAUACAGUAUAUUCAGAUAUAUAGUCUAACAGUCUCAAAAAUAAGCUUUAUUGGACAUUCGUUGGGCAAUUUAAUAAUUCGUUCAGUGCUUACAAGGCCAAGGUUUAAAUAUUACCUCAACAAACUUCAUACCUUUCUGUCUCUUUCUGGACCUCACCUUGGUACACUCUACAACAGCAGUGCUCUUGUUAAUACAGGUCUCUGGUUUAUGCAGAAAUGGAAAAAAUCAGGUUCGCUUUUGCAGCUGACAUGUCGAGAUCACUCAGACCCUCGCCAAACUUUUUUAUAUAAGCUUAGUAACAAAGCAGGGCUUCAUUAUUUCAAAAAUGUUGUGCUAGUGGGAUCCCUACAGGAUCGCUAUGUUCCUUAUCACUCUGCCCGCAUUGAAAUGUGUAAAACAGCUUUAAAGGACAAACAGUCAGGACAGAUCUAUUCAGAAAUGAUCCACAACUUGCUUCGACCCGUUCUGCAAAGCAAAGACUGUAAUUUGGUUCGCUAUAAUGUCAUCAAUGCAUUGCCCAAUACAGCUGAUUCACUCAUUGGGAGAGCUGCACAUAUAGCUGUUCUUGAUUCGGAAAUAUUUUUAGAGAAAUUCUUUCUGGUUGCUGCCCUCAAAUAUUUCCAAUAGUGUAAAAGCAUUGUUAGCGACUGGACAAUUACCUCAUUCAACAAUGUUUCAAAUAAUGUAUUAUAUUAAAAUGUAGAUGCUGAUAAGUUCUAAGAAAUAUUUAUACCUUUUUAUAUGGAAGAUAAUUUAUAUCAUCCAUGUUUAGUGCUUUUUAAACAUCAACUUUACUUUCUAGGUAAUGUGGCUGUGCAAUAUUUUUUUAAUUUUAUCUUUUUACUUUUCUAUUACUUUUUCAUAUAUUUUGCUACCUAAGUAUUUCAGUGAAACUUUAAGCCCAUACCUAUGUCUGAUUGUUUAUUAUUGGCUUUCCACAAUUCUUACAUCAGACUACAUUAUAUUAGAGACCAUUAUUGCUAGAAUAGCAUGGGAUUUAAAAUUUUCUAAUACUGGGGGUAUUAUUUAGUUAAUUAUAAAUUUUUCUUUUCACAUUUUACUGUGUUUUAACUGGAAAUAAAAUUAUGGCUGCUACAAUAUAUUUUUUGAAAUCAACUUCUGUAGUUCUAAAAUACACCUUUAUCAUACAAUCAAACCAGGUAGUUCAUAUAAAACAGUGUAAUACAAGUUUUCUAUAAAGUCAUUACUGUUGCUUAAACAUAUUUCAUGCCUAUUAAAAUAUAUUUUCUACUGGUGAUUUCAACAUUAUUUCUCAUACUGACUUUUAUUACUGGAAAUGUUCCUGUUCAUGUUGGCAGCAGAUAAAGAUUUUUGAAUGUUUGAAUGCCCUCUGCCUUGAUUUGGUUGGAAUUUUUGCUAAAUUGGUAAUGUUGCUUGAACUUUAUGACUACAUUUUCUUUUAACUUUUUUCAUGGACUUCCUUAUAUGUACAUAAUAAUUAAAUGUUGAAAUUUAUGAAAUACUUUUAUGAAUUUAGAUAAUUUUUAAAUAUUGUUAAAAUUUAUUGAACUAAAAAGUAAUGUAAAUAAAAUAAUUCAUGUUAAAGAUGGAACAAAAUAAUUAACUUUACAUGUUUGGUGAUACAGAUGCAAAUGUUUUUGAUAUAUGGAGAUGUUGAGUCUUUUGACUUUACUAAAGGUGCUGAAUAGCAUUAAAUUCACUAUUUUCCUUUUCUGUUUUACUUGUGAAAAUAAAAAUGCACUAAGGUUGGGUAGAAGUUCUGUUUGCACUCACUAAUUGUGACAGACAGAGGUUUUUGUAAGUAUUUAUUGUACAGUUGAUGCAUGUUUAUUUUUAGCGUUGUGUUAUUGCCUCUGGUGUUAAUAAAUGAACAAAUGGCUAUCUGGAGGAACAGCUACAA
This is a messenger RNA of Gorilla gorilla gorilla (western lowland gorilla), 13391 nucleotides long. It is a transcript of the gene FAM135A, whose product is annotated as family with sequence similarity 135 member A. The record is from RefSeq and is a predicted model, not a curated record. Bases 7670 to 12136 code for a protein of 1488 amino acids. Gene Ontology annotation, biological process: lipid metabolic process. The transcript has 19 exons. Lineage: Eukaryota; Metazoa; Chordata; Mammalia; Primates; Hominidae.